Hippoglossus stenolepis (Pacific halibut) is the source of this 2275-nucleotide messenger RNA. RefSeq names its product zinc finger and BTB domain containing 14 (gene zbtb14). Gene Ontology annotation, biological process: regulation of transcription by RNA polymerase II. Gene Ontology annotation, cellular component: nucleus. Gene Ontology annotation, molecular function: DNA-binding transcription factor activity, RNA polymerase II-specific; protein binding; RNA polymerase II cis-regulatory region sequence-specific DNA binding. The transcript has 10 exons. Lineage: Eukaryota; Metazoa; Chordata; Actinopteri; Pleuronectiformes; Pleuronectidae. The record is from RefSeq and is a predicted model, not a curated record. The coding region runs from base 236 to 1537 and encodes 433 amino acids.
GGCCGUCAUGGCACAGGGAGAAUGCGCAUGCGUGUGAGGUGAUGCGCCGUCGCGUUCAGAGGAUGCUUGGCGCGCUGCCUGCGUGCUCCUGCAGUGUGUGCGUGCUGGCGCAAAGCGCGGCCUUAGCUCGGUGCUCGUCCUCAUCAACAACAACAACAACAACCGGACAAAGUGUUUCCCGGUUCCCGGUGCUCGAACCCCCAGGAGGACGCGCACGGCCAGGGCCUGUGUGACGAUGACGGAGACAGUGAAGUACGUGGACGACGAACACAAGAGCAUCUUCCUGAAGCUGCUGAACGAGCAGCGGCUGGAGGGCGAACACUGCGACAUCGCCGUGGUGGUCGAAGACGUCAAGUUCCGUGCUCACCGCUGUGUCCUCGCCGCCUGCUCCAACUACUUCAAAAAACUCUUCAAGAAACAUGAGGUGGACAACUCAUCUGUGAUUGAGAUCGACUUUAUCCGCUCCGACAUCUUUGAGGAGGUGUUAAACUACAUGUACACGGCAAAGAUCUCCGUCAGGAAGAGAGAUGUUAACCUGAUGAUGUCAUCAGGACAAAUCCUGGGCAUCCGCUUCCUCGACAAGCUGUGCUCGCAGAAACGAGACGUGUCAUCGGAAGACAAAGACAAGUUUCCGUACGACAUCGUGAAGAUGGCUCUGCCGCCGGAGGCUCAGCUGGCUGCUGAGUCUGAGGUCCUCGGGGAGCACGACGAUACGCCCACCGCCGAUGACCUCGUUGAGGCAUCAGCCAAUCAGGAGUUGGAUAAGUCUCCCAGUGCAGCGCUACGUGUCCAGGAAGCAAUCCUGAAGGAACUGACCAAUGAGGAUGUACACAAGGUUACGUGUUAUGACCCGGAUGUGGUGACAGACAUGGAGGCUGAGCCUAAAGAGCUAGGGGCGGAGCAUCACGCCACCCAGACGCUGACGUUUGCUGACAGUAUGGGCGAGGUGAAAGACGAGCAGCCGCCUGGUUGGUCUACAGCGACGACCGACAUGAAGUUUGAAUAUUUGUUGUAUGGACACAGAGAACAACUUGCCUGUCAGGUGUGUGGGAAGAGCUUCCUGGACGAGAGCCGCCUCAGGAAACACGAGAAGCUUCACUCGGCCGAGCGUCCGUUUGCGUGUGAGAUCUGCACCAAAGCUUUCACCACACACGCUCACCUGAAAGAACACCUGAAGAUCCACACGGGAUUCAAACCAUAUCGGUGUGACGUUUGUGGAAAAUCGUUCAUCAGAGCGCCGGACCUUAAAAAACAUGAACGAGUUCACAGCAACGAGAGACCAUUCGCCUGCCAGAUGUGUGACAAGGCGUUUAAACACAAGUCUCACCUGAAGGAUCACGAGAGGAGACACAGAGGAGAGAAACCAUUUGUCUGUCCGUCCUGCACCAAGGCCUUUGCCAAGGCAUCAGAUCUGAAGCGUCAUGAAAACAACAUGCACAGUGAGAGAAAGCAGCUGAAUCCACUGCAGAGCGACACAGAGACACUGCAGGCCGCCGCCAUGGCUGCAGAGGAGCAACAUCUGGACAGCAUCAGCUGAUCCAAACAUCUGGACAGCAUCAGCUGAUCCACACAUCUGGACAGCAUCCGCCGAUCCAAAACAUCUGGACAGCGUCCGCCGAUCCAAACAUCUGGACAGCAUCAGCCGAUCCAAACAUCUGGAGAGCAUCAGCUGAUCCAAACAUCUGGACAGCAUCCGCCGAUCCAAAACAUCUGGACAGCGUCCGCCGAUCCAAACAUCUGGACAGCAUCAGCCGAUCCAAACAUCUGGACAGCAUCAGCCGAUCCAAACAUCUGGACAGCAUCAGCUGAUCCAAACAUCUGGACAGCGUUCGCCGAUCCAAAACAUCUGGUGGACCCCAGCUGUUGAUGACAUCAUCAUUCAAACAUUUUCUCUGUAUCUUCUUGGUUUAUUUUUAACAGAGACCUUUUAUGACGUUCUGUUUGUGUUGAAGUCGUUUCCUCGUGUGCGACAGUAAACAUGAAUGACCUCAGUAGUCAUGUGAUCCACGUGUCAUACGUGAUGUCUGGCUUCAUGUAUGAUCUCACAUUGUUUUUACACGUGAAACCAAACUCUGUACAGAAAACAGCUGAUUUUCAAGCUGUUGGUUUGUGUUGUAUAAAAACCGUUGCUCUGUUCAGUUUCAUGAGCGGAGCCGCUGUAAGAACACGUCUGUUUAUUUCAUCACUAACAAACUACAGGUGCCCAGAGUGGACACGUGAACUGAGCUUUUUUUACACGGUUCCACUGAAAAUAAACCUUUUCAUUCAGAUCUUC